AUUUUACCAUUCGGGUUUCUUCGAUAUUUACCAUUCACAGUAGAAUGAGAAUUGCGCGAAAGUUUUUUCUCAACAACUUGGUGCAGACUAGUUUAAAACUAAUUGUCAGUCGUUAUAGUGCAUUCCAAAUGGAAGCUAAAAACAGAGGAAAAGCCGCUGCAGCAAAGGCAGCUGUUGACAAUCACGUGAAGACAUCUCAAGUUGUGGGUAUAGGAAGUGGAUCCACCAUUGUAUUUGCUGUACAAAGAAUAGCUGAAAGAGUAAAAGAAGAAGGAUUAUCAGUUAUUUGUAUACCUACCUCAUUCCAGGCUAGACAGUUGAUACAAGAGAAUGGCUUAACAUUAGGGAGUCUUGAUAGAAAUCCAAAGAUUGACGUAGCUAUAGAUGGUGCAGAUGAAGUAGACAAAGAUUUAAAUUGUAUAAAAGGAGGAGGGGCUUGUCAAACACAGGAAAAAAUUGUAGCAUCAAAUGCCAAAGAAUUCUAUAUUAUAGCUGAUAUUUGUAAACAAUCAAAAGAACUAGGUACAACAUGGAAACAAGGUAUACCAAUAGAAGUAAUUCCAUCAGCUUAUAGACCAGUGCAGUUAACACUAGAGGAAAAGUUAGGAGGACAAGCUAAUCUUAGAAUGGCAGUCAAGAAAGCAGGUCCUGUAGUAACAGACAAUGGUAACUUUGUGAUAGAUUGGCAGUUCCAAUCAUUACCACAGGACUGGAAUCAAAUAAAUCAACAAAUUGUGCUAAUACCAGGUGUAUUAGAUACAGGAUUAUUUAUUAACAUGGCCAAGAAAGCAUAUUUUGGUAGAGAAGAUGGAAGCUUGGUGGAACAAACAAAAUAAUAGUAGAUUAUAGUGAUUAUAGAUCGCGCUCUUAAUUCUUGAAGAUAAUAAUAUUAUUAUCAAGACAGUGUUAAACACAAACUACAAAAUGUAUAUCAAAAUCCUGGCCAGAAUAUAAUGAUGCAAUAAAAAUGCAGUUUUAAACUGUCAUCAAUGACUAAUAUUUGUACUAAAAAUAUGAUUUUAUAAAUAAAAAUAAUCAUAAUUAGUAAACACA
This is a messenger RNA of Mytilus trossulus (common blue mussel), 1053 nucleotides long. RefSeq names its product ribose-5-phosphate isomerase-like. Bases 45 to 836 code for a protein of 263 amino acids. Gene Ontology annotation, cellular component: intracellular membrane-bounded organelle. Gene Ontology annotation, biological process: D-ribose metabolic process; pentose-phosphate shunt, non-oxidative branch. The transcript has 8 exons. The record is from RefSeq and is a predicted model, not a curated record. Gene Ontology annotation, molecular function: ribose-5-phosphate isomerase activity. Lineage: Eukaryota; Metazoa; Mollusca; Bivalvia; Mytilida; Mytilidae.